Lampris incognitus (smalleye Pacific opah) is the source of this 1767-nucleotide messenger RNA. RefSeq names its product alpha-1-antitrypsin homolog. Gene Ontology annotation, biological process: negative regulation of endopeptidase activity. The record is from RefSeq and is a predicted model, not a curated record. Lineage: Eukaryota; Metazoa; Chordata; Actinopteri; Lampriformes; Lampridae. The coding region runs from base 157 to 1362 and encodes 401 amino acids. The transcript has 5 exons. Gene Ontology annotation, molecular function: serine-type endopeptidase inhibitor activity.
AUCCAACAGACAAGCUAUCUCGAUUCUGAUGAGUUUCAGUCGCGACUGUGCCUGGUUAAUGAUUGAGCCUGAGGUCAGCUGACUGUCUGAGGGCCAUAUAAUGUGGCAGGGCUGCUGCGUCAGUCUGCGGCAGCGAGACCACCGACGGUGAUAAAGAUGCGUGGUAUUUUUGGUAGUUGUGCGAUUGCGGCCUUCGUGCUGGGGUUAGCUUGGGCAUCCCCUCUUCACGUCCAUGAAACGGAGACAACCAGCCACAAACUGGCCGCUCCCAAUGCUGACUUCGUUUUCGCCCUCUACAAGAAUCUGAAGGCUCAGACCGCUGCUGGGGAGAAUAUCUUCUUCUCUCCAGUGGGCAUAACCACCGCCCUGGCCAUGCUGUCAGUGGGGGCCCGGGGUGAGACCCACAGCCAGCUCUUCGAUGCCCUCCGCUACACCGCCAACAACCUGACGCAGGCCCAGGUCAACCAAGCGUAUGAGCACCUUGUCCACAUGCUUGCCCACCACCAGGAUGGGCAGAUAGAUGUUGGCAACGCUUUGGCCCUCCGCACUGGCUUUAAGCCUGACAAGCAGUUUAUGGAUUAUAUUAAACGUUUCUACAAUGGUGAAACCUUUGACGUUAACUUUGCCAACCCAGCAGAGGCAGUGAAGGACAUCAACAACUUCAUUGCCAGCAAGACCCAGAACAAGAUAACGGAACAAGUGAAGGACCUGGACCCUGAAACUGUUAUGGUGCUAAUCAACUAUGUCUUCUUCAAAGGACAGUGGGAAAAGCCAUUUGACCCCACCCUGACAAAAAAGGAUGAAUUCCACGUGGAUGAGACCACAAAGGUUGAGGUGGACAUGAUGUGGCGGACAGGGCGCUAUGACUUCUACCAGGACAACAACGCCACUGUUGUUCUGCUGCCUUACAAGACCAACACCUCCAUGAUGAUUGUCCUGCCCGAUGAGGGGAAGAUGGAGGAGGUGGAGGGGUACGUCAACAAGGACUACAUCAGGAACUGGCAUGACUCGCUGUACAGGAGCUCAGUGGAUCUGUUCCUGCCCAAAAUGUCCAUCUCAGCUGAUGCCUCCCUGGGUGAAAUGCUGAAACGGAUGGGUGUCGCCAAUGCUUUUGAGGAUACUGCCGAUUUCUCCGGCAUCACCAAGGACAUCGGGCUCAAAGUCUCUAAGGUGUCCCACAAGGCUGUGUUGAGCGUAGAUGAGAAAGGAACCGAGGCAGCGUCUUCCACCGUCAUCGAUAUCAUGCCCAUGAGUAUGCCCAACACAGUGAAACUUAACAGGCCCUUCCUGGUCUUCAUCUUGCAGCAUAACACCAAGAGCAUCCUAUUCAUGGGCAAGAUAAGCAAUCCAACUGCCAACUAAGGGGGGGAAAAAAAGAUGGAACUGAGUUAGUUUCCCCAUGACAACCAGGUCCAUGUCAUUCUCCCUUACCCUUCACAAACUCAAAAUGCAUGCACAAAUGUUUGACGGGUUGUGUACGUGUAUGGGUGCCAGUGUUUCUUGUACUUGCUUGAUUUCGACUUGUUUAUGGCAAUUACUAACCUCAAAAUAACCCGUAUUUACAGUGUCUGUCCUUCAGUGACCUCCUUUUCACAGACUUGCAAAUAAAUGCCCUGAUGCAGCACAGAAUGUGCUGAUUCAAUUGCAUUUUGUUUUGUUUGGGAACCAGAAGUGGGUGGGUGGGCUUUGUACCUUCAGUUAAUAUUGUAUUCUUCAAAGUAUGAAUGCAUUUCACUUUCUGUAAAAAAUAAAAUGAAUAUAUGAAAA